UAAUAUCUCCAAAAGUGUAGUCGUACUCUGAUGAUGAAUGAUUGUUGGUGAGAUUGACUGAAAAUGUGAGUGAAAAGCGACAACCGAGUCAAACCGCCUCAUUAGGUAAACAGCAGCACUGGGAAUAUAUAAACACACCCCUGAGGUGUGCGACACCAGUUGAAAGUCAGCAAGAGGUGCGAAAUGUCAUCCAAGCCGACUAAUGUGCUCAUCACCGGGGCCAACAGAGGCUUAGGCCUGGAGAUGGUCCGACAAAUGGCAGAGGACAAGGGUCAAGUGAAGAAAUUGUUUGCUUGCUGCAGAGAACCAAGUGGACCCAAAUCUGAGGGCUUGCAAACAUUGGCUAAGAAGCAUUCGGAUAUCAUCAUCAUCAUCCCCAUGGAUGUCAGUGACCUGGACAGCAUAAAAGAGGCGGCCAAACUGAUCGGUCCCCAUCUGGGUGCGGAGGGCCUCAACCUGCUCAUCAACAAUGCCGGGAUCAGCGGCAAUAUUAAUAGCAGAGUGCAGGAAAUUACUCCCAAGGACGUGCAGGACGUCUUCAAUGUCAAUUUCAUGGGGCCUCUGAAUGUUAUUCAAGAGUUCCUGCCACAUCUUCGGGCGGCGGCGACGGUCAGCGGGACUACAGGGAUGUCUUGCAGCAAAGCAGCUGUCAUUAACAUCUCGUCAUACAUCGGCUCAAUAACAAGCGCAAUGAGAUACCACUCAUUCUUGCCUUGUGUACCAUACCGCAUCAGCAAGGCUGCUCUGAAUAUGCUAACAGUGUGCGCUGCAGAGGAGAUGAAAAAGGAUGAAAUCUUGUUUGCAGUGCUGCACCCUGGAUGGGUGCGCACAGAAAUGGGCGGGCCACAGGGGCAUAUUGAUGUUGAGGAGAGCGUGAAUGGGAUGCUGGAAGUGAUGGCCUCUAUGAGCGAAGAGCAUAGUGGAGCCUUUCUAGAUUAUAAACACGGAACCAUUCCUUGGUAGCUUAACAUAAACAUCUACUCAAAUGAUUUAAAUAUAUAAAUUGACUUGUAACUUUCUCGUGUUAUAUGUUGCUUGUUUCUUUAAAUGGGCUGAACAGUAAUCUGGAUGUAGGAAGUGAUUGGAGGGUGAAGGCUGAGGCCACAUCGCAUGAUGAUCACUUUUUCCUCCACUUCAAUACAAAGAAUAACGUCUCCAGUACGUGUGCUUAUAGGUGUGUCGAUGUCGUCA
Messenger RNA from Doryrhamphus excisus (bluestripe pipefish), 1191 nucleotides. RefSeq names its product C-signal-like. Gene Ontology annotation, cellular component: cytoplasm. Lineage: Eukaryota; Metazoa; Chordata; Actinopteri; Syngnathiformes; Syngnathidae. Gene Ontology annotation, molecular function: oxidoreductase activity. The record is from RefSeq and is a predicted model, not a curated record.